CGUCAUUCGCGCUUGGUGCAGAGAACUCUCGCCGGUUGCAAGCGAUGUUUCAGCCACCCAGUGAAAAGAAAACAACCCCUGUCACACAACAAUCUCCAUACAGCUUUCUUGCAUUAUCAUACAUCUGCAGAUCACGAUGACAUCCUCUUCCUUGCACAACUAUAUUUUGGGUUCAAAACACUUCAACAUCUUGGAGAACUUGUGUGGCCUGACGCACCUCACAUUCAAUCCUACAACAUUGUCCCUAUGUGUCACACUGUGGACGUCGAGGACAACUGUGUAUCAUACAUUCUACCUGUGUCCAAGACAGAUAAGUUUGGACAUGGUAGUCAGGUGCUCGUGCAAUGCACAUCAUAUGAAGACAAUUGCAUGGAGAUUUUCUUGAAUUACCUGAUGUCUCGCGACACAGUGUUCCCUCAUCACCUGGAACUGUGGCUGCGCGCAAACAGCCUAAUUCUGACUUGUUCUUGGUUUACAACACAUUUCCAGCACAUCUUUGCAAAUUGUGGUUUCAGUGGGCACUCCAUACAAGCCGGUGGAGCAACAGCUCUCGUGCUUGUGGGGGUCUCUCCAGACAUAAUUCAA
Suillus plorans is the source of this 585-nucleotide messenger RNA. RefSeq lists its product as uncharacterized. The annotation marks the transcript as partial. The transcript has a single exon. Gene Ontology annotation, biological process: DNA recombination; DNA integration. Gene Ontology annotation, molecular function: DNA binding. NCBI's taxonomy places the organism in Eukaryota, Fungi, Basidiomycota, Agaricomycetes, Boletales, Suillaceae. The record is from RefSeq and is a predicted model, not a curated record.